Messenger RNA from Haliotis rufescens (red abalone), 4046 nucleotides. Its product is annotated as corticotropin-releasing factor receptor 1-like. NCBI's taxonomy places the organism in Eukaryota, Metazoa, Mollusca, Gastropoda, Lepetellida, Haliotidae. Gene Ontology annotation, biological process: cell surface receptor signaling pathway; adenylate cyclase-modulating G protein-coupled receptor signaling pathway. Gene Ontology annotation, molecular function: G protein-coupled peptide receptor activity; peptide hormone binding. Gene Ontology annotation, cellular component: plasma membrane. The transcript is spliced from 12 exons. Bases 362 to 1690 code for a protein of 442 amino acids. The record is from RefSeq and is a predicted model, not a curated record.
CCCCGGAUACAUCGUACGUGUUUCAGCUGCAGAUUGCUAAAUACCAGCCGUGAUCACUGGGGGAGUACCUCUAACGACAGUCACUGAUUAUGAUAAGGGAUUAAGGGCAAAUGGUUGACGCGACCCUACACUCUAUGCCAACAUAUGGAUCGAGGACAAUGAAGUAGCAUUUCAUUUAAUAUGCUAAAGUCCAAUCGACCAAUAACCGCCACUCCCUUGAUUGCUUCUUUUAAACGGGACACGAUACGUUCAAGAUAAAUGCAUCGACUUAUAUUUAUGACUGGCAGAACGGCGAGAAGACUGGGUGACUGAGAGGUAUCCCUCGCUGUUAACAAGCGCGUACAUUUCUCUGGAUCUUACCAUGGCUGCUGCAGCUAGAAACGAAACCGGUGGAAAUUCCACAAUGUACCAUACCAUGAGUGUGGAAUACUGUAGGAACUACUUGCUAGCAUUGAUGGGACCUGUAAGGAAAGAUCCAGGAGUGGUAUAUUGUAACUCUACCUUCGACACUGUCUCGUGUUGGCCUCCCACUCCAGAGGGAAUUCUUGCCUCCAUCCCCUGCCCCCAGGGGCUGAUUGGGGUUGAUCCUACAAAAAACGCCUCACGGCUGUGUGACGUAGGUGGGAUCUGGGCGAACAAAUCAAAUUACAACGACUGUUUGUCGGUGUAUGAAGAACACCGCCAUGUUGAUGGCCUGACGCCGGACAAACUUGGCGUCCGUGUCAUCUAUAAUGUUGGAUUCACCGUAACGACAGUGGCCUUGGUAGUAGCUCUUGUCAUAUUUCUGUACUUCAGGAGUUUGCGAUGUUUGCGAAACAAGAUUCACUGUCAUCUCAUCGUCACGUUCAUCUUGCAGAAUGUCAUGUGGGUGUUGAUGCACAACACACUGUUGCAGUUAUGGAGGACGAAACACGAGUGGAUAUGCAAGAUCAUAGUGACCCUGUACAACUAUUUCCACGGAACCAAUUUCUUCUGGAUGUUUGUGGAAGGGUUAUACCUGUUUACCAUCAUCGUGUGGGCUUACUCUGCAGACAAGAUAAAGCUGUGGCACUACAUGAUCGUCGGAUGGGGUAUACCUUUCAUAUACACGAUCGUAUGGGCCGUGGUCAGAUCGACGCUAGAUGACUUCCAGUGCUGGCUGCCAUCAGAUACACACUAUGACUACAUACUCCAUGUCCCUAUAUUCUGGGUCCUCGUGAGCAACAUCCUCUUCCUGUCCGCCAUUAUCUGGGUUCUCAUCACAAAACUGAAGGCCUCACACAAUCUGGAAACCCGACAAUACAGAAAGGCCGUGAAGGCUACCAUUAUCCUCUUUCCCCUGCUGGGGGUCACCUACGUGCUUUUCUUGAUUCCGCCGAGCAACGACCACGUGGUACAGACCGUGUUUCAGUAUGCCAAUGCUUUCCUUCAGUCAUUCCAGGGUCUCUUCGUGGCGGUGUUCUAUUGCUUUUUAAAUGGCGAGGUACGAGCAGCCAUUCGUAAAAAGCUCAGCAACUACCAGGAGAGUCGAAGUAUCGUUACGAGGUACACGAAGACGUCAUUUGUGGGUUCACCAGCUCGCUCCACCAGCAACUAUAACCAGAGCCUUCAAAUGAGCACGUGUAAUGGCGGAAAACAAAAUGGCUGCCGUGGAAAGAGACCCAGCGAGAGUUCGCGUGGAAUGGAAGAGGAAGCCGAAAACAUGUUGUGACUUCUCACAGGAAAGUUAAAGUCAAAAAGAACAUCCCGCGUCAGACUGAACAUUGACGAGGUAAUGUUGUAAUUGGUAGAUAUUAUUCUAUCACUUAAAGACAAUUGCGCUGAGUGGAUAUUUUGAGAGAAAGAUUGUCAUUGCAAAGUGUAGGUGCCAUUGAGUAAUACCGUUCCCUUACCAUAACUGUAAGGGCACUUUGUUAUGGCGACUCCUGUGUGAGGUUCAGGACAACGUUAAAUUUUAAGAGAUUUAUUGCUGUUUAUUUUUAAAUGUUGUCUAGCAAAGAUUCUUCAAACAUGUAAUUGACCUGUAUGAAUGCGACGAAUUCACAUCCUCAAUAACCUUGUGCGUUAUAUCUCUAUUCGCUUUAUGAUAAAACCCUCGACCCACUCACAACUAUAACUUCGGUUCGGAAGUGACGUCAUUGCCUCAAUCAUUCCAACUCUCUCUCUGUCUCUCGCUUAUGGCGUACUUUGAUUGGAGUGCUUUUUUUCUUGUCGUUUCGUUCGAAUCCGGCUCAAAACGAAGUACAGUGGUGAGUGGGUUUAUGAUAUAUAAUAGAAUAAAGAUAUAUCUAAUACACUUGCUUAUCGGGGAUAAAUAAUUCAUUGAAAGAGUAUUUAUGUAAGUUCCACCAUGGGAGGAGACGUAGUUUACAUAAAAUCAGAAAUAACCAUUCCAUAAAACGUGUAUAAGUUUCGUGCUUAUGUUGAAUUAUUUGAAGGUUACUCAUGUGCUUCUUGAAUGUGCCAUAUAAACGUAUCGACACAUGUAUGUAUUCAUAUGUAAAUAGAACGUGUAAAUAGACAUUAUUAAUUCAUAAACUAUAGCUAUACACGUUUUCAUUCCAAAACUUUCAUAUUUCCAACUGGGAUUACGUAUUUCACAACAACAAUACCGGCGUUUCAUUUUUAUAUACAGACAUCAUAUCUUAUCCCAGAUUAUAUAUAAGUCUAUAUACCAGUAUUCAAAUUCAAUCUAACGCAAGGAACAUUUGGAAAAACGUCUUUUGAAGGACGUCAUUCGAUAUGUUGGAAAUUGAGGGGUCAAUCCACAUAAAGAAUCUUUGAAAUGAGCGUUUUUCCAUAUUCUAGACAUCUUUGGAAAGAGUUUUUUACUGUGAUGAAAUUUCUAUUUCAGACUCCAUUGUUGCAUACAGAAAUUUCAGAAAAAAUGUGUCAAUCGAUUCAGUUGGAAUGAAAAAAAUUAUUUCCAAUACAUUUCGUGUCUAAGUGUAGUUAAUCGAAGAAAAUGUGUGCCCUUGUAUUUUCCGUGGGUUGAGUAGGGCAUGACACGAAUACCGCUGUAAUGACAUUUUCUGCAUAAUAUCAUCAGAACGAUCACUUCGAAAAAAACUUAUAAUAAUAUAUUACUAACAGUAUAUUUAAAAAAAAAAAAACUUUAAAGGGAACGUUAGCAUGGAUGCAUUAUUAUUUGUCCGUCACGUCAAUUACGUGGGUUUAGAGAGCUAUUUGUUCUUAAUGUUUCUCAAUUACCGCCCGAUUUCUUUCUGCCUGGUCAAAUAAAACAAUGUCGCCCUGAAACUGUUGACAUUUUGAAGUUUAUGUGAUGAAACCGCAUGACAAGUAUUUCCAAGAUCAGUGGGUCAGUAUGCAGUCCAAUUAUAUUCCGAAAUCCCUGGGGAGAAUACAAACCGAGCUCGUUGGUAGAUACGUAGGUCGUGAAAUGGGAAAUUUGCAGAAAACAGUCAGGAUAAGACUGUAAGAUAUGUGGUGAUAGUCGCGCGUGCAGUAAUCUAUUUCUUACACACUGUGAAAUCGCACCAUUUUAGUGUCUAAUCGAUAUAUUUUUCUCUAUUCUGAUGGUCGUAGUGGUUCAUUAACACAUUACACAACGGUGAUGAGUCAUCCAACUUACUGCUUACAACUCAAACCUAUUUUGACCCUCCCCCAAAAGGUGUCAACCAUACACGUGGACUAACAAGCGAUGAUGUUAAUACACACUAGAUGCGAUCUCUUAAACCACAAAGUUCCACCACAGACGUGAAUUCGUCUAUAGCAGGAUCCACUAAUCAAUGACUUACAAACAGGAAAGUAGUCCGUCAUAAUCUGACCUCAGGUCACACCCAUGGAGUAGCCAAUCACAGACCUGCAAUUCGAUCUCACACGCGUUGGAUACGGAUAUUUCUACACUGCAUAUGAAUUAAUGUUUACACGAUGUACUGUUAGAGGUCUAACCGAAUGGAAUUAUAGAAUAUAACAAUGCUCUUGGGGAAUGGGUGGCCAAUUCGUCUAAGGCGCCGCAACAUUCGUGACCAACUCGUGUUAUUCCGGGACAGGCCGAAUAGCGACUCGUGCCCCACUGAUGGCCAUUUUUGCGACCGGGUUUCGUC